AUGGCUCAAGUGUCCAUUCGCAUUCAACAUCUUGAUGCGUUAUGGAGAGAGUUUGAAGAAACUCAAGAUGAAAUUGAGCUUCUUGAAGAUGAAGAAGAUGAUUUCACUCAAGAGAGGCAAGAUUUUCAAGCCCUUUAUUAUGAGUUGAAGGCAUCGCUGCAGAGCAAAAUUCCUGUGCAACCACCCGUACCACCCCCUACUCCUGUAUCAACCUCGUCUGCUGUUCAAAUAUCUUCGAAUGUUCGCCUGCCGGAAAUAAAUUUGAAAGAAUUCUCUGGGAAUCUUGAUGACUGGAUUUCUUUUCGUGAUCUGUACGUUUCGCUUAUCCAUUCGAGUAUGCAACUUACGGCGGUGCAGAAAAUGCUUUACUUGCGAGCUACACUUUCUGGCGAAGCAGCUCGUAUCAUUUCAUCGCUCGAGAUUUCAGCCAACAAUUAUCUCGUAGCGUGGAAAUUAUUGAAGGAUCGUUUCGAAAACCCUAAUUUGUUAGUGAAGCGAUAUGUUUCUGGCCUUCUUACGAUUCCGUCGUUGAGAAAGGAGUCUGCGCAGGGACUUGCAGACCUUGCUGACGAAUUUGAUCGUCACGUUCAGAUGUUGGAUAAAAUUGAAAAUUCUGCGAAUCAUUGGAAUGCCUUUCUAGUUGAACGACUGAGCCAGUGUCUUGACGCCGUUUCACUCCGUGAGUGGGAGACACAGGUUUCAGAAAGUGAUAGAUACCCCAUAUAUGAAGAACUUUUGGAAUUCAUCUAUAGAAGAUCGCGAAUUGUGCAAACUCUCAAGCUCUCCCAAUCGACAAACACCCAAUCUCACGUAGAAUUGAAGACGAAGUCUCGCUUCACCGCCGCCCACGUUACUUCUGAGAAUGUUAAGAAGUGCCCUAACUGCAAACAAGCGCAUUUCUUGUUUCAGUGCGAAUCUUUCAGAAAAAUUUCACCGCAACAAAGAUUUGAAUUUGUGAAGAAGCACGGGCUUUGCAUUAACUGCCUCAAGGGCACACACCUCGCUAAGGAUUGUUCCAGCGGAUCGUGCAGAAAUUGUUCCAGAAAGCACCACUCCUUGUUGCAUUUACCACCGAUUUCUUCGUCAUCGACGCCGGUGUUACGUGCAGAAACAACCAACCCUUCAACACCUGCGUUGGUUGUACAAUCUGCUGAAACAAUCGACGUGUCGCGAUGCGCCUCAAACGCUGUCGUUUAUCCGUCGUCGGUUGAAAACGUUGCUUCACCACUCGCGAAAGCGUUCUGUACAAACGCACAAUCGUUCUCGGUCGGUGUAACCCUUUCCACUCCGCCGGUUAAUGUCUUAGUCGAUGAUGAUUCACCUCCCACUUCUUCCUGUCAAAGUGCUGAAGUGAAUGAAAUCUGUAGUCGUGGCACUGUUAUGCUGUCAACUGCGUUAAUAAAAGUUAGAGAUGCUGACAAUAAAUAUCACCUCGCCAGAGCCCUACUAGAUAGCGGCUCCCAGCCAAGCUUCAUCACCGAGUCACUCUGCCAGAAGCUUCGUCUAAAGCGCACCAAGGUCAACGCGCCGAUCAGUGGGAUCGGCCAAUCAACAGUGAACGUCCACUAUAGAGUCACGUUGUCACUCACCUCACGUUACGGAGAUCAUCACUUCAGCCUAGAUUGCCUCGUCCUGCCGGAGUUGACCAUGUCACUACCCAAUCAACACAUCAACAUUACGCGAUGGAAGAUUCCGCGUAACUUACCCCUGGCUGAUCCCAACUUCAACAUCAGUCAAGGUGUUGAUAUAAUUAUCGGAGCUGAGCUGUUUUUCUCGCUCUUAGAAAAUCAGCAAGCCUAG
Messenger RNA from Toxorhynchites rutilus septentrionalis, 1800 nucleotides. RefSeq lists its product as uncharacterized. The transcript has a single exon. Bases 1 to 1800 code for a protein of 599 amino acids. Lineage: Eukaryota; Metazoa; Arthropoda; Insecta; Diptera; Culicidae. The record is from RefSeq and is a predicted model, not a curated record.